ACAAAUUCAAUUGCGAUUCAGCCUUCUUUCGAAGCGGUUCAGGCGCUCGCGAUAAGACCCCAUAUAUAUGCUAUACUAUAUAGCCGAUCCACACAAACAGUCAAAGCGAUUCGCGAUAAAAGCACUACCAAGUGAGAGCCCGUCAAAGUCGUUAAAAGCAUUUCGGCCAAGUGCACCAACCGCAGAAACGUCGCGUUAGCCAACUAACUCAGUACCCCAAAUAAAAAACAGAAGUGUUUCAAAAACAAUUUCCCAAAAAUAUUAAAUAUUUUGCGGAAUAAAAAUACAAACAAUGCCAAAAGCGUCUUAACCCAGAAAACAUUAUGUCGAUUGUCUGCACGCUGGAACAGAAAGUGAACUUUUUCAAAGCGGCUGCAACGACCAAGAAUCUGUUGAUACUCAAAAACAAUACGGAUACCAACUACAGUAACUACAAGGAUAACACCAGCAACAGCAAAUUUCCCCGAAUCCAGCAGCAGAGCAACCCAAGCCACCUGCAACAGCAGCAGCAGCUGCAGCAGAAGCUAGCGCAGUUGCAACACUUUCCCUACGGGCCACGCCCCCACACCGGAGGCAAGGAGGAGACGCUGCUCCUGCUAGCACCGCCGGCCAAGUUUUACCCGGAGUCAGCGGGCCCAACAGCAAUGCCCGAGGUCCUCAGCGGCACGCCCACCAACAGCCACAACAAAGCCAACAUCGCCAUGAUGAACAACGUCCGACUGUCGAACAUAUCGCCGACUUUGUCGAUGAACGGCAGCUCCAACGAGGCAACUAAUUUGCAUCCCCUUUCCAUGUACGGAGGCUCCAUCAGUCCGCAGUCGAAUGACAGCGGCAUGUCCGACAGUCUGGGCAAGUUUGUCCCGGGAAGUGGCUAUGGAGAUGGGAUGAUGGGCCAGUCGCCCUCGCAGGGAGGCAAUGGACCCCAAUCGGCGUUGACUGCCGCACAGAAGGAGCUCUUCUCGCAAAGAAAGCAACGGGAAUUCACGCCAGACAACAAAAAGGACGAGAGCUACUGGGAUCGGAGGAGAAGGAACAACGAGGCGGCCAAGAGGAGCCGGGAGAAGAGGCGCUACAAUGAUAUGGUUUUGGAGCAGCGGGUGAUCGAACUCACCAAGGAGAACCACGUGUUGAAGGCCCAACUGGACGCCAUCAGGGAUAAGUUCAAUAUCUCCGGGGAGAAUCUGGUCAGUGUGGAGAAGAUACUGGCCUCCCUGCCCACCAGCGAGCAGGUGCUGAGCAACACAAAGCGGGCCAAGAUGAGCGGCAGUGGCUCCUCAUCCGGUUCCUCACCAGCGGGCAGUGGAUCCGGUGAGGGAUCCCCGCCAGGUGGCCACAAUGGCUAUCCGGUGGGUCCUCCACUUUCUCCGCUGAUCUACGGACCCAAUGGCAAUGCCCGAGUGGAAGCCACCGUGAAGAGUGUCCACCAUGUGCAGCACGCUGGAGUUCCGCCUCCGCCAACGCACCUGCAACAGUUGGUGGUGCCCCAACCUCAGCCGCAGCAUCUCUACCAGCCACAGUCGCAGCAGCAGCAGCAGCAGUCGCAUCAGCCGCACCAGCAGCAGAUUCCCCAGCCGCAGCAGCAGCAGCAGCAACAGCAGCAGCAGCAGGAGCCUAGUCCCAGUGGCGGUUCCUCGUCGCCAGCCAUCUCCGAUCCGCACAACCGCCCGCCCAGCAGCACCAUCGCCAAUCUCCAAGUGCAACUGCAGCAGGCGCUCAACCGAAAUGUGCGACCCGAGGAUCUGGACAGCCUGCGCAAGGCGGUGGCUGCCGGAGCACUCUACAAUGCAGCCGCCGUGGUCGGAGGAGGAGCUCCACCACCGCCACCGCCGGCUGGUCUCUAUGUGCCCGCUCCCAGCGCCUACAAGGAUCAUCUGGAGGUGGCGGCCGCCGCCUGGAGUCACAACGUGGAGGCAGCCGUGAGCAGCAGCGCCGUGGAUGCGGUGAGCAGCUCAUCCGUUUCGGCCAGUGCCACCAGUGUCCUGAAUCUUUCCCGCCGCGCCUGCUCGCCCAGCUACGAGCACAUGCUGUCCUCCACCACCUCCUCCACACUCUCCUCCGCCUCCUCGUCGGGCGCUGUUUCUGGGGAUGAUGAGCAGGAGCACGAGCCCGCUCCUCUCCAGCUCCAGCGGAGCAGUCCGCAGCAGGGCAGCGAUGCCAACAACUGCCUGCCCCUCAAGCUGCGCCACAAGUCCCACUUGGGUGACAAGGAUGCGGCGGCCACGGCGCUGUUGUCCCUGCAGCACAUCAAGCAGGAACCCAACUGCAAUCGCGCUUCGCCACCAGCUUGGAACGAUGGCGGUGACAACUCCAGCGACGAGAGGGAUUCGGGUAUUUCCAUCGCCAGUGCGGAGUGGACGGCGCAGCUGCAGAGGAAGCUGCUGGCGCCCAAGGAGACCUCCACUGUGGUCUCCAGUGCCGAGCGGGAUCAGCUGCUCAAGUCGCAGCUGGAGCGCUUGGAGUCCGAGGUGGCCAGCAUUAAGAUGAUCCUGGCGGAGUAAAGAAACCGCCAAAAGAAGGAGCAGUGAAGUGGGAUCCAGAGGAGGAUCAUGAUCUAAAUCUGAAUCUAAAUCCGAAUCUGGAUCAGGAGAGAGAGCGAAGAGACAGAGACCUUGAGAGGAUCAGUAGAUGGCAGAGCAGAGAGUUCCAUGGCGCCAGUAGUUCUCCUGGAGGGAAGAAACCUUUAAAGUAUAUAUUAUAUAUGGGAGAAGUCCAAAACAGAGUGUUAACUAUCGGAUAUCAAAGCAUACUACUCUAUAUCUCUAUGUAUAACUCUGUGUGUAUGUUUAUCUAUCCACUGUAUUUGAGUCUUGUAAUCGUAAAUGUUUAACUAUAUAGAUCUCGUCAAAAAACUCGGAGCUAAACAAAAUCCUUAGGGUCUUCGGACCGAAAAGAGUUUCAUAUUUAACCUGUUUAUAAACAAACACGCUAUUCGUUUGCAAAAGCUGACAAAGGUGACCCCGUAAAACUUUGGGGUGACCCCAAAAAGCUUUUGUUCUCUUAUGCAUCCCAAGUUUCCUUAUGCACAGCGAAAGUGGAGAAAGAUGAAAUAUUAUAUAUUCGUAGGCAAAAGUUACCAAGUAUUUGCUGUUGUACAUAUUACACAAUUAAUUAUACUUACUAUUAUUAUUAUUAUUCUAUUAUUCCUAUCGUGUACAUAAUUUUAGUUGCAAGCUAAGCUUAUUUUAUUUUAUUUUAUACUAUUGUGUAGUAAAGCAAACAUAUACAUUACACCUAAGCGUAUAGCACAUUCAAAGCGUGAGAGACGAAAGAAAUCUGAGAAAGAAUCAAUGAAUAUAUAUUCUGCAAUAAAUAAUUUUAAAUAUAAUACCUUAA
Messenger RNA from Drosophila ficusphila, 3333 nucleotides. It is a transcript of the gene vri, whose product is annotated as myb-like protein AA. NCBI's taxonomy places the organism in Eukaryota, Metazoa, Arthropoda, Insecta, Diptera, Drosophilidae. Gene Ontology annotation, biological process: circadian rhythm; regulation of DNA-templated transcription. Bases 324 to 2498 code for a protein of 724 amino acids. The record is from RefSeq and is a predicted model, not a curated record. Gene Ontology annotation, cellular component: nucleus. Gene Ontology annotation, molecular function: DNA-binding transcription factor activity; DNA binding. The transcript has 3 exons.